AUGGCGCGAGCAUUUAGCAUUUUCAAUGAUGAAGAACUGACAGCAUCGCAACGAGACUAUGAACUGAAGAAGAGCAUGUUCUCAGUAGGACUUACCAAGCAGGAUGCUAAGCGACCAUUAUUCCAAUGCCCGGAAUCCGGUGCUUCGAUGAGCAGAAGGAAAAGAGUAAAGAGAGAAAAGCAACGAGAGUCUUUACAAAAGACUACCCUCGGAACUUCCAAUGUCCCAUUGAGUCUUGGCAACCCUUCAUGGCAUCAUCUUACCUUGCAGGAAGUAGCCGUUUCUAUCGGUCUAAAUGGAAAGGAGUCUUGGCUGGCAGCUAGCCACAAGCUCCUGCAUCCGCUUCCGUGA
Haemonchus placei is the source of this 351-nucleotide messenger RNA. The record is from the annotation of a GenBank genome assembly. NCBI's taxonomy places the organism in Eukaryota, Metazoa, Nematoda, Chromadorea, Rhabditida, Trichostrongylidae.